AUGGCGGACCCUUUGUCAAUCGCCGGGCUCGCCAUCGGCGCCCUCCAGGCCAGCGCCCAGACGUCCAGCGCGCUCCUCGACCUGUACUCGUCGCUCAAGAACGCGCCAUAUCUGAUCGCGGCGCUCUCCAGCGAGGCCAGCGACACGCGGACGGUGCUGAUGGGCGUGCAGGGGGCGAUGGACGCCCUAUCGAAACUGCCCGCCCCGCAAGCAGCCGAGUCCCUGCAGAGCUUGCAGCGUCUAGUCAAGGACGCGAAAGCGAGGCUGGCCGACCUGGAUGCGCUGGUGACAAAGCUCGAGGCGGAAAAGGGAUCGGCAAAGCGCAUCAAGCUGGUGCUGCAAAAGUCCAAUGCCGCCAGCCUCGGGACCAAACUGCGCGAGGCGCGCACAAAGAUCAGCGACGUCCUUGCUUCCUCGACGUCGGUCUCCGCCUCGCACAUGCAGCUCGAGAUAGCCAGCAUCAAACUUAUGGUCCCGCAGGGCCACUCAGAGACGCAGGCCAAGGUCGACGGCCUAUGCGGAGUGACGGAGAACGUCUUGAACACUGUCAAGCAAAACGCCGACGAUCUGCUGCCCCUUGUCCAGGAGAUACGCGGCACGAGCAGCGCGCACACCCUCGCCCUUUCCCGUCAUGACCAGCAGUUCAACGACCUAUCAAUCAUUAUGCAGGCCAUGUUGGCUGAGCAGAGCUGGUCUUCCUUUAAAGCGCGCUUCAGGAGCCAACCCGCCUACUCGAAGCAAAGCACCCAGCAAACCCCGGAUCCGCGCCCGAGCCAGUCUCAUAACAGACGCGGGGGCUCGGUGUCUUCUCAGGCAUUGUUUCUCGUCGACCUGCGCCCUUCUAUGGCCCGUUGCGAUGACGACUGCCCCUGCUGCUGUCAUCGCGCGCCUUCUCGCGGCGCGCCGUCGAGGCUCAUUCCAGCCAUGCUCAAGACCUACCUUGGCGGCCUUUUCUUCGGCUACACCGGCCGGCCAGACACAAUCGCGACAUGUGAUUCUCGCUAUUGUGCCAAGGAAAAGAAAGCCCAAUUCCUGGUCACGUACGCGUUUCCAGCCUGCGGGAUUUGCCCCAUACCGCUGGGCGCGUUUCUUUCAAGCUCGGCACAAGAUCCGUCCUUCGACAUAGACGCAGUCAACGACCUAGGUUACAGUGCACUCGAAUUGGCCUGUUCUCGUGGGGACGAAGCCUCCGUUCGUGACCUGAUUCAUCACGGCGCGGACUACUCUGCGGCGGAUUGUCUUUACGCUGCGGUUAAGGGAGCCGCUCAUGAUGACUCGAUCAUUACCGCCCUGGUGGAGGCCGGAGCUGAUAUACGCUCGUAUGGCCCGUCUGUUCUCCUGGCUGCGGCCCAGAAAAAUAACGCGGCUGUGAUUCAACUCCUGGUAGGAAUCGGUGUACCCAUGGACGACUCCACAACAACCCAGCCACUGGGUGUGGCCGCGGUGUUUGACAACGCCGGCGUGGUGUGGGCGCUUUGCGAACUCGGCGCGAAUGUAAACGCCCGCGAUAUCGAUGGGGAUACCGCUCUGCACCUGAGUGUUGCACACAACUGUCAUUCGGCACUGCGGGUUCUGCUGGAGUACGGCGCCGACUACCAUCUCGGGACGAAGACGAAUCGUACCAUAUUGGACCUGGCGGCUUGUUGGGGCGACGUCGCAACAAUGGACAUGCUCUCCGAGCUGGAUUUGAGGGGCUUCGAUGUCAGCAAUGAUAACUACAAUGGGAAAUUUAUGCGCCAACGGUUCCAAAACCGGUUUCUCCCCCCAACAGACGAUCUCCUGGAAGCCUUUGAGCGUUUAUUUGCCGCUGCAGUCAGAGCAUCCCUGAAGCCCUGGCAUGGGGAAGCAUCAGGGUCAGAAGCAGGGGCGGGCGACGCGGGCUCAGAAGGAUGGGAAAUUAGCUCGGAAAGCUCUGACGGAAAAGAUAACGAGGACGACGAAGAUCUGUUCUUUGACGCGGAGGAGAGUACAGGUAGCCGCGCUGCCGAUAACUCACAUGCAGAACGCCCUGUUCCUAAAGCCAACCAGGUGCAGGAGCUGAAGCUAGGGCGGAUAGAUCGCAGAAGGUCAUCGAUUGCGAUGAGCGAUGCCGGUGAACCACGGCGAUAUAUAAUGGGAACCUCAGGCACGGCUCGGUAUAUCAGGUCGGAAGACGGCGCCAAGGAGCUGCUGAAAUCCCGCCGGGCCUAG
Gaeumannomyces tritici R3-111a-1 is the source of this 2190-nucleotide messenger RNA. RefSeq lists its product as hypothetical. Gene Ontology annotation, molecular function: protein binding. Lineage: Eukaryota; Fungi; Ascomycota; Sordariomycetes; Magnaporthales; Magnaporthaceae. The record is from RefSeq and is a predicted model, not a curated record. The transcript has 4 exons. The coding region runs from base 1 to 2190 and encodes 729 amino acids.